This is a messenger RNA of Bacidia gigantensis, 1314 nucleotides long. RefSeq lists its product as uncharacterized. NCBI's taxonomy places the organism in Eukaryota, Fungi, Ascomycota, Lecanoromycetes, Lecanorales, Ramalinaceae. The record is from RefSeq and is a predicted model, not a curated record. Bases 1 to 1314 code for a protein of 437 amino acids. The transcript has a single exon.
AUGGACAGAUUGUCAUUGGAGCUGCAGACGCAGAUAUUCAAUAGUCUCCUUGAAGAUGUGACUGCAGCGGUGACGAGAAUGGCUAAUUUCCAUCAUAGGUGGAGCAACAUAGAUGAUUACGGGCCGCCGCUGACGCAGAGCCUGACCAACCUCCGGAAUCUAUCCCUCACGAACCGUUCAUUGAAAGCAGUCACAGACCCUUUCUUGAACCGAGCACUGGAAGAUACAUUGAGGCGCGCCGUCAAAGUAGCCCCCUGGCAGUACAUCGAGGCGCAAAAUUCAGGCCAAGUAGCUGUGGAUAAUGUUCUGGCUCGACUCAUGUCUGCGAAUAUCUUCCGAAAUGAUCAUGUAGUAAAUCUUGGCCGACUUGCGGAGCAUGAAGAUCGACUACUUUUCGAUUACUUGGAGUCGAUAUGUGUUUUGCCAGAGCCAAUCCGCCGAUGGGCGGUCCGAAUGACGGCCCCAAAAGAGCUGUAUACUUUUCCUCCUGGUGAUCUGCCGUUCGAUAGAAACGGUAGCAUUGCCCACCAUAUGAAUUGGAAGCGACCGUGGGAGUCUCUCUGGACAAUCAAAGAUUGGCUGGAGCCUCACAUAAACCCUGAAGCUCGCUAUCAUUGGUUUCGAAGAACCGAAAAUCGUCGUCACUCUUAUGGACGUGAAGACGUCGGCUUUUUGCUCAACAAGGAAAUUUCCCAUAGACUCCACGAGGGGUUUUAUCAAGGAUUGCUAGCCUUGCUAAAAGCUUUCAAUCCAGAAGCAGUGAUUCUUGGAUGGAACCAGACUAUCAAACAGGUCGAUAUAGCUGCGGAGACCCCGGAAAAAUACUGGGCAAAGACGCAAACAGCGAGAUUAAAGGCAACGGAGAUCGGCGCAAAGGAGAAGGUGGCAGCACAGAAAGCACUAGGCAGGAAGAAGGCACAUAUUGAUGCGGUAAGUAUGUGGGAAGCCGCAGAGGCCACGGCCAGUGAGAAGAAACUGGCAGCCCAGGGGAAAGUCGCAAAGUGGGAAGCAAUCGAGAAGAAAAUGUUGCAGCAGGUAUCAGCGCUGGAGGAAGCAGCGGCACAAAAGGCGGCAGAGCGACAAGCAACAGAGGCGCGAGCAGUAGAAGAGCAAGCAACCGGAAAACUAAGGACAGAAGGGCAAGCAGCGGCGAAAGACGAAGCCAGCGAGAUUGCAGCGAAUGACAAGGGGAAAGCUACGGAGAAGAAAAUUUCAAAGGAGGGAGCAAAGGACGGAUCGAUCACUGAGGGAUAUAGGGUCGAAAAGCCAAAGCGCAAGCAGAAGAGGUACCUGUAUGAGAGGUAUAAGUACUGA